Molecule: messenger RNA, 6611 nt
Organism: Musca domestica (house fly)
Lineage: Eukaryota; Metazoa; Arthropoda; Insecta; Diptera; Muscidae
Gene: Rgl
Product: ral guanine nucleotide dissociation stimulator-like 1
Exons: 7
Coding region: 1578-4829 (1083 amino acids)
Biological process (GO): positive regulation of GTPase activity; Ras protein signal transduction
Cellular component (GO): plasma membrane
Molecular function (GO): guanyl-nucleotide exchange factor activity
Source: RefSeq, a predicted model, not a curated record
UCUGUAUUUCACUCUCUCGUAUAUCUGCCGUUGCAUGGUAAUUAUUUUUGUUUGGGUACUCACUUGGUUUUGGCAGUUUGUUGGCAGCGGUGAGCGCGUUAAAUACACACAAUUGUUGAAAAAGCGGCGCGGCGGUCUAAAGAAGUUCUGAAUUUGAAAGAAAGAAUAUUCGAAAUAAUUAAAUAUUUUUGUUUUGUGUGUCCAUAGAAUAUUUUUGUUGUCAAAUUAUUGUGGUUAUUAUUUUUGUUUCGUAUCGAAUGUGAUGACAAAUUUGUGUGAAAACAAGAGAAUGAUUUGAAUUAUUAAAAAAUAUAGAAAAGAAAAAUGCAAAAUAAAAUUUUAUGAUAUAAAAAUUCGUGUAUGAAAAGUUCUCAAAAAGUGAGAAAAAAUAGAAUUUGUGUGAAAAGAAGAGGUGGAGUGAAGUAAAGGGAAAAAAUUGCCAGUUUACCUUGAAAUCCUUGGAGAUAACAUUAAUUUAGUGGCCAUUAAAAUUGUCUGCCGUGAAUGAGAAGAACAUUUCUGCUGCAGGAAAGUAGUGCAACGAACCCUUGAAAGUGGCAAUUUCCAACCACUUGGACAGCAACAUUGAAAGGCGUCUAACAUUACAGUUGUUCAGAAUUUGUUUUCCUUGUUGCUGUUGUUAAGUAGUAAAGUAGCAACAACAACCACACGGAUCGAGACGACACUGAAUUUGCUCAUCCCCUGCAACAAGGUUUGGGCUUGAUGUUGGAGGGUUAUUUUUUUUUUUUGCUACAACUCGGCUCAAUUUCCAAUUUUCAAAACAGCAUUGCCUGCCUUUGUUUUCCUAACCAAUAUAUAAACAACAACCACCACCAUCGCCUUCACCACCCUGUCACCCGUCAAGCAGAUAGUGCAAGCCAAACCACUCCUUGUCUGGCCAAAGGGAGUUCCAACAACGACAACAAAAACAAGUAACGGGAAUAACUUGUUUCUGUAAUUGUUGCAUGCAGUGGGUAUUUCUUGGCAAGGAUAGCAGCCGUAACGGUUUGGGAAAACCCCACAACAACAACACACAAAGAAAACUGGUUAUACACAGGGAUACGGGUGAAUCAUCAUCAUCAUCAACUCAAUUAUUGGGGAAGAGCGACAAAAAUAACUGGGAUCAAUAAAUUCUUUGGAUUUUGUCAAGCCACCACUGCCAGACAGCCGUACCAAAACUACCACCAAUACCAAAAAAAAAAAAAAAAAACAGCAACAACAACAACAAUAAACAUCCAAUAAUUUUCUUUCCCUCAAUCCCAGAAGCCAUUACGGCCAAGAACACCAUCACAACGGCUUCAAUUACAUCGAAAUCACUGUCGAAAUCGUCCUCAUCGAAUUCGUUGAGUAUUCGACAGAAAUUUGAGGAUUUAUUAAAUUUGGUGAAAUAUGAUUUGAAGAAAUCACCAUCCACACCCGCCGCCUACGCGUGGGCCACAUUUCCCAAACGUUAUCGGGGCAAGGAGCAACGUCAACCCUGCAACGUCUUCGCCACACAUCAUCCAACGUCAGCAACAGCACCACGUCGCAGUCGUCAUCGUUUACAGCCGGGCGGAUUUGCAGAUAAACGAUUUCAAAUGAAUUUCUCGAAUACAACGUCGUCGUCUUCGUCGUCAUACAUGUGUCCAACAAAGUCGAAUAAAAAAAUUGCCGUAAAAGUAUUGAAAAGUCCCCAGAAUCCAACAUAUCAGACGACAGCGAAGAACCAGGAUUUCCAUCUGUAUCAGACGGUGGAUCAGCUGCAGCAGCAGCAGCAGCCGCUGCAACAGAAAGCUUUAAUGCCACCGCUGGAUCAUGCUACACAUAUCAUUAGCCAUCAGCAUCAUUGCAAGCAUCAUCACAAACAUCAUCUGCCACAGCAGCCGCAGUCACUGCCGCUCUAUCACCAAUACGAAUAUCAGCCGUCGUAUGAGACUCAGGCUCAACGUCUAAGUCAGGCGGCCAGUGAGUUGCAGCAUCAAAAACAACAACUCCAACAGGAGUUACAACAACAUUUCCACUACAAUGAGUAUACGAAUCAAAAUAGUUUCUUCUACUUCGAUAGAAAGCUGUCGUCGACGGCUCUCUCCUCGCCAGACUCGCCGCUGACAAGUGUCACCACACCCACCAAUCAAACACCUCUGCAUCAGAAAUUCUCUUGCCAUUCAUCACCGCAAACGCCCAAACAUUAUCAUCAGCAUCAUACGGCGCCAAAAUGCCUUACUCAACGCCAAUCAUCGACGCCAUGUUGCAUGCGAUCGGCUUCACCACCACCCGCACCCACCGGCGGCCGUCAAUCAAAGGCCACGUCUACACCGGAUCGCAUGGCAAAAACACCCACCUCCUCUCUGACCAAGCCCAAGAAGUGGCGUCGACCAUUUAGCUCAUAUCAUUCCUGUGACGAUUUGGAUGCCACCAACAAUGCCACAAAUCUGAACAAAUCGAAAAACUCCACCAACGAUCAUCAUCAUUCUUCGCCCCAUCAAAAUUCCAACGAGAAAAUGGUCGUGGCCAGUCUAAAGUAUUUGUGUGCCUGCACGGGGGCCACGCUGCGUAACUUGUCGAAACGUACCAAAGAUUUACACAAGAAAAACUGUUACUCCUAUGUGAAGCCCACGUGGCGGGUAUGGGGUGAAGAAAAGGAUACCGAUAUUAUUUACACCGUAUACCUGAAAAAGGUGUGCUACCACCGGCCCACACCCUCAGCAGCCAAUCCCGACUCCGAAGAUGACAUCUCCUAUCUGGAAUGGGAAAUGGUGCGAGUUCGUUUUGUCAAGGCCGCCACCUUGGAGCGUCUGGUCGAAGCUCUGGCCACCGAUGAUGGUGAACUCGAAUCGACUUUCAUCAAUGUUUUCCUCAACACCUAUCGUACCUUUUCAACAUCCAAAGAAGUUCUGGGUCUGUUCAUAAAACGUUUCAAUACGCUGACGGAGAAACAACGUAUCGAAGACAUCAAGCACAAAGAUGAUGUCGAUUACGACCCCAGCGCCACCGUUCAUGAACAGCACAAAAAAACUCUAGUCUCGGUGUGGAAAAUGUGGCUAAACGGCUUUCCCGAAGAUUGGAAUGAGGAAAAUCUCCGCUAUUUAAUAACGUUCACUAGCAAACAUUUACCAAAUUCCGAUUUACAUUCGCGGGCGUUGAAUCAAUUGGAAAUGAUAUUGCGCCAGCAGGUUUACAGCAAAAAAAGUCUGCCACCCUGGUUGGGUGAUCAAUUUGCCGAUCUGUAUUUGGCACCGGAAUUUCAAAGACGGGCCUGUUUUCUGGAGACCUAUCGUUUUCCCCGCAUCGAUGUGCGGCAUUUUGCCGAACAGUUGACACGAAUGGAUUGUGAUUUGUUUAAGAAGGUGAUAUCGCAUCAGUGUUUGGGCGCCACAUGGUCGAGGCGGUCACAGGGCUGCUGCGAGACGGUGGUGGCCACCGUAACACAAUUCAAUGAAGUCUUAUAUCGAGUCAUAACAAGUAUACUGAUAGAGAGAGCUUUGGAACCACAGGAAAGAGCAGUGUAUAUAGCAGUAUGGAUAGAUAUAGCUCAAGAACUGAGGUUACUCAAAAAUUUCUCUUCCCUGAAAGCCAUUGUAACUGGUCUGAAUUCAUCGGCUAUAUAUCGUUUAAGUAAAAUCUGGAGUGUAUUGCCAAAGGAAAAGCUGGAAAUAUUUCAAGAACUUGCCCGAAUUUGUUCUGAGGACAAUAAUGCUUCAGUUCAGAGAGAACUGCUGAUACGGGAGGGUACAGCGAAAUUUGCCGAAACCGUGGGUGAAAAUGAUCGUCACAUGCAGAAGAUAAUACAGAAACAGAGCACCCACACGUCACACGGUACCAUACCCUAUUUGGGUACGUUCCUAACUGAUUUGACAAUGAUUCAUCAGGCCAAUCCGGAUACGGUGGGUGAAGACAACCUCAUCAAUUUCGAAAAGAAACGAAAAGAAUUUGAAGUUUUGGCAAAAAUUAAACUACUACAAGGAGCAGCUAAUACCUAUAAUUUGGAAGAAGAUCCGUUGUUUAAUCGUUGGUUCUAUUCAAUGCCUGUGCUGACGGAGGAGGAUGCCCACACGCUGUCAUAUCAAUUGGAACCACCACCACCAACUGCGCCAAGGAAAAGUAACACCUCAUCGAAUAUGUCAUCGGCGAAUAGUUCAAUAUUGGGUCAUAGGAAAACCGAUUCGAUUGCUUCGAACUCCAGCAGUGGAGCGGGAUCACAGUUCUAUUGUGAAAUUAGUUCGCAUAAUAGUUCCAGGCACAAUUCGUUGGAUAGAGAGGCCCACAACAACCAUAUGUCGGCAACUAGUAGUGUUUCGAAUUUAUCCCUGGAUUCAAGCAACUCCGGCGGAGGCCUCAAUAAAUCCAAAAUGAUACACUCACAAAGUUCAAAUGGUCUACUGCGCAGUAGUCAUGGCUCGACCAGUGGGUCGCAUACACCCACUCAUGUCGGUUCACCGCUCAUUAAUGCCCAGGUUGUGAAUUCACCCGGAGCCAAUGCAGAUUUUUAUAUUGUUAAAAUUACCUUGGAAUCGGAAACAAUGCCCCAGGAUGGCAUUGUGGUGUACAAAAGUAUGAUGGUAAAGAAUAAUGAACGCACACCACAGGUGAUACGUAAUGCCCUCAUGAAGCUGGGCAUUGAGGAUGAUGCCGACAAUUAUACGCUGGCCCAACGGCUGCCCGACAAAGAUGUUGAUUUGCCACGCAAUGCCAAUGUUUUCUAUGCCGUGGUGGUCAAUAAGAAUUUUGAGUUACGUUUUAUUUUGAAACCAAAUCCGGAGCGUAUGACAAAUGGUGGUGGCAGUGGUGUGGGCGGUGGCAUCCAUGGUAGCAGCGGUGGCAGUCGUAGUAGUCGCAGCAGUAAUAGCUAGUGGUUAACUAAGACCCUGUAAAAUUGCGGGGUCUUGGAGUUUAGCUAUGGAACGAAAAAUAAGAAACGCAGACUAUCGUAUUUUGCAUGUCUGGGUGCUUUACAGGAUAUGUAUUGGAAAUUGCAACCCAUACACAUUAUUAUUGUUUAGUUUACGACAAAAGAUAUUGUCGUGAGAAGAAACUGAAACAGACACACACACAAAUUCGUUUAUAAGUAUAUAUAUGUAUGUAAAUGUAGAUGUAUGUAUUAUAUAUUUUAUUUUGUAUGUAACCACAGAGUCGAAAUUUCGAUUUCUUUUUGUAUAAAGUGAGGUUAGAACUUUAAAUAACAUCUUUAACUGCCUAUUGGCCUUAUAUGGAAGGCAUGAUGAAUUUCGGGGUUUGUUCAAGAGGGCUUGAGGAGAAGUUGAAAGGGGAAAAUGUAGGGCAAAAGAAGCACUAACGACAUAUUAAGAGCUUAAAGACCUCUCGAGAAUGUAAAGACGGGACUUUUUCUAAACCAAUUUGUUUUUUUUAACUGCAAUGACUAGGACAAUUGAGGAAUUUAUUGCUACACAGGGAUAUUUUCCAAGUGGAUUGACGGAAAAUUUUGGUUUCUGAGUGGCAUGCAUUGUGUUCGGAACCUUGAAUAUUACCGCUUUUUUUGUAGCUCCACAACUUGAGGGGUAUAUUGCCCAGUAUUGAAACUUCUGUUAAAUAAUAUUUGGUAAAGAAUAGCUUAAAAUAUGUUUUUAAUAAUUGAGAUUUGCAUAACCUUUGAAAUUCUAGAUGCAAGUCGAAACGACAUAGUCCCAAUACCACUUUUGAUAAGGGCAGGUUAUUUGGUAGGGUAUUUGUGCCUUGAAACAAAGACAUCUUGGUGUUGAAGCGGUGUUUAGAACACCAAAUUGAAUAUUCUGUAAAAAGAUGUGUGAUAAAGACUAUUUCAGAGCUAUUUAAAAUAUAGGCUUCACAUUCUUAAUCGGAAUAGAAUUUUGAAUUUUUCAUUUAGAACCAUUACCAUUUUUCAACUUCAAAGGUUAGAUGAUAGAUAGACCCUCAAUUUUUUCACUUAAAUAAUGUCUAAAAGUUUUUGGGAAAUAAACACUGACUCUACGACGCCUACGGUUUAAGAUCUUUUCUUUUUGUUUUGAGGAUUUCUAACCGGUCAAGACUCUGACCCUAAUACGAAACAACUAAUUGGAGUUAUGAAGCUUAAAUAAAUUUCAAAUUCACGAAAGUGGAUUUUUGUGGAAAAAAGCGAAAUAUGAGAAAUUCUAAGCCUAGAUAAUGGAAUUCGGAGCCCAAAAUAAUAAAAUUCGGAUGAAGCAUCCAAUCCACUUCUAUGUCUGACCCCACACGACCCAUACCGGUUGUGAGACUUACGUGCUUCAGCUCUUACGGUCUGACUCUUAUGAAUAUCGUCAUUGUCAUGUAUCAUUUCAGUCCUAUUCGUAGAUGGAAGAUCUGUUGGACACGCCCCAUUGCCAGUUUUGUAAUUGGUAUAUUGACCCAUGAUUAAAUAAGUAAUACGAACAUGCUUCUUGACUCCACCCGACCCAUAGUGAUAUUCGCAUAUCAUUUCUAAUUAAUUUAGAUCCAUUGCCAAUAGUUGGUCUGGUUCAUAGACCCAAAACUGUAGAAUAAAAUAUGAAAACUUCCACUUCUACGCCUUACCCUACAAGAGCCUUAGUGUGUUAUCGUUUUUGAAGCUAACUGGCUUCAGCUUUUAAGACCCGUCCCUUUUGAGAUGAUCCAUUACAAGUAUAUGGAAUAUCUGCUAGAUCCAACUCAUUACCAGU